AUGCAUCCAAGACUGCAUGAAAAAAUAUAUCUACUUAAUAUAAAUAAAUCUCAAACAUCUACAGAAACUGCAAACCUGGAAGGAGAUGCUUUCUGGGAUGGCACUUGUCAUGGCCUUGAAAAGCCCAAGGAAGGAGUCAUGACUGAGAACAACGAUCAUAUUAAUUGGAAGGUGGAGGAGCAGGAUGGUUCUGUGGUACGGUUUAAGAUUAAGAUGCCACUUAGUAAACUAAUGAAAGCCUAUUGUGAACGACAGGGUUUGUCAAUGAGGGAGAUCAGAUUCCGAUUUGAUGGGCAGCCAAUCAAUGAAACGGACACACCUGCACAGCUGGACAUGGAGGAUGAAGAUGUAGUUGAUGUGUUCCAGCAGCAGACAGGAGGUGUCUACUAA
Messenger RNA from Neomonachus schauinslandi (Hawaiian monk seal), 390 nucleotides. Its product is annotated as small ubiquitin-related modifier 2-like. The record is from RefSeq and is a predicted model, not a curated record. NCBI's taxonomy places the organism in Eukaryota, Metazoa, Chordata, Mammalia, Carnivora, Phocidae. Gene Ontology annotation, cellular component: nucleus. Gene Ontology annotation, biological process: protein sumoylation. Bases 1 to 390 code for a protein of 129 amino acids. The transcript is spliced from 2 exons. Gene Ontology annotation, molecular function: protein tag activity; ubiquitin-like protein ligase binding.